GCGCGCGCGCGCUUUUACGCGGCCGAGCUCGUGCUCGCCAUCACGCAUUUGCACAACUUGCACAUCAUGUACCGCGAUCUCAAGCUGGAAAACAUCUUGAUGGACGCGGACGGGCACAUUGCGAUCACGGACUUUGGCUUGUCGAAGGAGGACGACGAGGGCUCGACCUUUGUGGGCACGCCCGAGUACCUCGCGCCGGAGCUCUUGAGCUCCCAGCGCACGGCCACGUCGUACGGCAAGUCGGUCGACUGGUGGAGCUACGGCGUCCUCGUCUACGAGAUGAUUCGCGGCCAAACGCCGUUCUACGACAAGAACCGCCGGACCAUGUUUCAAAACAUUUUGACGCGCGACCCGGACUUUUCGCCCGAGCUCUUUUCACCGAUCGCGACCCACUUUCUGCAAAGCCUCCUCGUCAAGGACCCGACGCGGCGUCUCGGCUGCGGCCACAACAGCGGGCCCAUGGACAUUAUGCAGCACGAGUGGUUCCGCGGCAUGGACUGGCAGGCGCUCUACGACCGGCGCCUCGAGCCGCCGUUCCGCCCGCACAUUGCGCAGACCCAAGACGCGCUGCGGUAUGUACCGCCGGGCUUUCUGCAGCAAGAGGUCGCUGACUCGCCGGUCGUCACGUCGAUGCUCGACAGCAACGCGCCGGGCCGCCACACGAUGCACUUUGAAGACUUUAGCUACAUGGGCAGCGACAUUAUGGGCUCGCGGCGGACAUCGCUCUUCCGCGAAAGCGACUUCCGCAUGGACUUGGACGACGACAUGUGAUUGCGCUGCUGGACUCGACACUGCCUGUAGUGAACGCCGUUAAGAUGAAUGCACGGCACGGUUCGGAAG
Messenger RNA from Saprolegnia parasitica CBS 223.65, 840 nucleotides. RefSeq lists its product as hypothetical. Gene Ontology annotation, biological process: protein phosphorylation. The coding region runs from base 67 to 771 and encodes 234 amino acids. NCBI's taxonomy places the organism in Eukaryota, Oomycota, Saprolegniomycetes, Saprolegniales, Saprolegniaceae. Gene Ontology annotation, molecular function: protein serine/threonine kinase activity; ATP binding. The transcript has 3 exons. The record is from RefSeq and is a predicted model, not a curated record.